GACAUCCUCGCGCUUGGGUCCGUGUGCUACUGAGACAAGGAAGACAACCGAUGAUUCCAUAUCUAAAGUUCUAGACUGGUUUAACCGAAGUUCUCACACAGAGGGCAGUAUGUCGUCCCUCCAGCAUCUCCAGGGACUAGAUCCCAGACAGCAAACGGACUCAGAACCACAGAUUACUGUUCCCUUGAUGACGGACAAUACCUGUGUAAAAGGCGACUCAAAGAUCCUGCCGUCCACUAAAAUUAAACGGAAGCCUGUGAGAUUGGAUUCGACAUUCCAAGAGGAGGGACAUGUGCCGGUUUCUGAAGCUUGCCAAGAUGCUGAUGCACUUCUCAAAUCUAACUCUGCAAAUAGGUCCCAAGAGGGCACCCCAAAGGAGGGUCUGGAUACACUGCAACCGUUUGAAAGAUACAGAAUCCCAAGUCAAAGGAGUGUCAGUAUGGUUUGUAGCCAAGGUUCAGAGAGUACUGGAGAAGGAUGUGGGACAGUUAGUCCAAACAGUAGCUACCUCCUCAGUGCUCUGAAAAGAUCUGAAGCAGAGCCCCAAGUUCCAUGGAACCCAAAGCGUACUGGCAGCUUAGGUAAGGAAGAAUCCAAAUUUCAUGUGCCCCAGAAAAGCAAAGGGAACACAUAUGUGAAUGUUGGCACUUCCGCAAUUGUUCUAGACUAUAACUCGAAAGAUGAUCUGGAGGGCCAGAGCAAAACCAGGAACACUGCCAUCCUAAAACCAUCCCUAAAGCCAGAGAAUGGUGAGUUGCCACUCGGUGCUGCCGACAGUGGAUCUUCUUGGAGGAAGCCUGAAGGCCAGGAGGAAGCAGGUGAGGGUCCCCAAAACCAAGUGCUGAGAGAGACAUACAAGAGCGUGAGUGAUAGAAUAUCCUUCUGGGAAGGAGAAAAGGUUGGAGCUAAGAUAAAGGCAAAAGAACCCACACCUUCUUGUGGCCAGGAGCCGCCUUUUGCUAAAGUACACAAGCCUGCAAAGUCACAGGUCAUGUUCACGGGCAGUUCAACUCCAGGCCAGAGUGAAUUUGGUCAAGUCACAGCUAAAGAAGUGGUUCUUGAUGAGGAUGACCAAACACCCCGCCUCUCCUGUUUUUAUCCCUCAAAUAAACCUAAAACAACCAGACCCCCAACAUCAGGUGCAUCCAAAACCUAUCCUUCAGCUGACCAGUCAGAUAAAGUGUCUCCCCUUCACACUCCUGGUGGUGAAAUAUGUCAUUCUUCGGAGAAAGACAGAUUUGUAAUUGAUCAACCAAAUGCCAGCUUCAAAGUUCUGUCCCUAAAAGAAAGAAUGGGUGAACCCAAUAUGGAACGAGCCUAUCAUCAUUCUCAGUUUGAGAAUUUGAGAAAGUUUUGGGGCCUGGGAGCCAAUGUAAAUAAUACAGAUAAUGAUGAGACUAAUACUUCAGCAUAUACACGGAAAUCCGUGCCAUUUGACAGCCAAAAAUCCAAGGAGUUUGACAGCAUGAAAUCAUCGAGAGAAAACACCCACGUAGAAGAAGGGAGACAUUUAAGACAGGGACAUAUUACGGCAGCUGAAGAGAUGGAGACAUCAAGUUCAAAGGGCAUAUUCCAAGCACCGCCAGAUGAAACCGCAGUUCCACGAAAACCACCCAGAACGUUCACCUAUCAUUCGGCAGGAAGUGAGCCUUCCAAGGAAAAUGUGGGAAAAAACAUGGGGCGUUCUGUUGCUCCAGUAACAGAAGAGACAAAGGAUUGCUCAGAUCAAGAAAUUCAAGAACCCAUAGUGAAAACAAGCAUUUUGCCUCCUGUCUCUAAAGACACGUUCAAUCACAGGCUACAGAAGUUGCUGGCAGAAGGUGCGGUUUCAGCAACCCAGACUUCUGGCAGGAGCGUUCAAGAACAGAAAGCCCUCCAUGUAGGUGUUUCUGAAACAGGGUCUCAUAAAGCAGGUUUUAACGAGGAAAAGGAAGAUGUCUCGGGGCCCAAGAAGACCCUCAAGGAACGUGUAGAUGAAGUGGUAGCACUUCCACAGGUUCAACAGAGCUCCAGUGUAGACCAACUCCUGAAGGAAGCAGCUAGAUCUUCAUCCACUCCCUUGCCAUCCCCAUUGGAACUUGUAACUGCUAGGCCGAACUCCCCAUCUAAAGAUGACAGGUUGUUUGAAAGGUGGAUAGAACGGAAGCACAGUCCUUCAGGAGAUCAGAGAGGGCUAAUAGCUCCCUCUCCACAGGGUGUUGAAAAUUCGGAUGAUACAGCUCUCACCCAGAAGGCUGAACGUUGGAACCCAGAAGGCCAGCCUCAGCCGGCUGCAGAAAGGUCUUUUCCCCCAGCUCAGCCUUUCCGUUUUUUUGAGGGCAUUUCCAAUUCUUCAACAGCUGUGUCUUUAACUCAAAAUACUCGUCUUGUGUCCCAGGAUGGCACAUUGCCUUCUCAGGGGGAAAUUUCAGAGGCUAUAGAGCAAGUUGUUCUUCCCUCCAGACCAAAGGAGACGAGCGUAGAUGCUGUCUUACAGAGGCUCCUUAGAGAAGCUGGAGAAGUGAAAACCACACCCCCUGAGAGAGUGCAAACAGCAGAUAGACCCUCAAGUUCUCAGAGAGUGAGUCCCCCAUGGACUGCUGUGGAUGCUGUUGUUCCAGACAUGGACUUCCGUUCCUUUAACACAGCUCCUGAUACAGUUCAUGAAGGUGGAUCUUACUUAUCUGCUGGAAUGUCACCGUCAGAACAUCUCGUUAGGUCAUCUGUCUCUGCUGUCACUCAGCAAGUCCACGAGCCUCUUCAGGAAGUGGUAAAGACAGUGAGGGAAACCCUUAUUCAGCCCAAGUUGGAGUGCCUUGAAUUUAGGGCUGGCUUGGAAAAACUACUGAAGGAAACAUUAGAAAGUUCCCUGUCGAAAGAAGAGGAUACAGAGACUAUUUCUCCAUCAGCUGUAACAGGCAGGUGUGAGAUGUCCCAGCAACUUGCUUCUGAAUUCUGUCCUAAAGAAAUUCAAGAAACUGUAGAGAAGGUCGAGGCUCCAUCAGUAACUCAGAGUGCCUUUGAUGAUGGUUUUGAGAAACUUCUUAAAGAGAUGUCUGAAGGACCUUGUCAGCUCGGGAUGUCAGCUAAAGAAGACAGUAAGAAGCAGCCUUCACAGGCAGAGCAAGACAGGUUCUUGGGGAAAAUCCCCCAUCUUUAUCAGAAUGCCCCAGGAACCUCAAAGAUGGAGGCUAAGUGUAAAGGGUUGGAAUCUGAACUCAACCUUGGUGAUAAAUUAUUAGGAGGAGAUGAAGCUGUGAUUGGUCCAUCAGUAGAUGUUCGGGGUUACCCACAUGGGUUUGGAGUCCCUGAACACUCCCAGCUUUAUGGAGACUAUAAAAUAGAGACCAUUGAAACUGUCCAAUCUGUAGGGGACAGGAGCAGAGAAAGGGCUGUUACAGAAAGCACAUGGGCUCCCCAGGAACCCGACUUUGAAGAAGCUCCUGAGGAAGUCAGCGUGUCCAGAAAUAAGCAACCCAUUGCUCUCCUGGAAUCAACAGGAAACCCUACAGCAAUGAGUAAAGCUGAAUCGAUCCUAGCAGUACCACAUAAGAGACAAGAUAAAGAGCGGAGACUAGAAGCAAGCUCUGAAUCUGAGUUCUCAGAUGGGAACGCCAGCUCUAACGGGGAGAGCUGGAGAAAUACCAGUGAGUGUUCAGAAGAAGAGCACAGCCCUGUUCUGAGAGCUUUGGGAAGGAGCGCGGCUAGGACAAUGCCUUCCAAAAGUCUCGACGACAUUUCAUCAGACUCAGCAAAUCAAGCAAAAGUAGAUAAUCUGCCGGAAGACUUAGUACGUAGUGCUGAAGAUGAUCAAAAGGCAGACCAGGAACCAGAUACAAAUGAGGGUGUACCAGGAAUUUCCACAGCACCUUCCCCGCCUGACAACCAGUUUUCCCACCCUGACAAACUCAAAAGGAUGAGCAAGUCUGUUCCAGCGUUUCUUCAAGAUGAGAGUGAUGACAGAGAAACAGAUACUGCAUCCGAGAGCAGUUACCAGCUCAGGAGAUACAAGAAGAGCCCGAGCUCAUUAACCAAUCUUAGCAGCUCCUCUGGCAUGACGUCCUUGUCCUCUGUGAGUGGCAGUGUGAUGAGCGUUUACAGCGGAGACUUCGGCAACCUCGAAGUAAAAGGAAGUGUUCAGUUCGCUGUCGACUACGUGGAGUCCCUGAGAGAGCUACAUGUUUUUGUGGCCCAGUGUAAGGACUUAGCAGCAGCCGAUGCUAAGAAACAGCGCUCAGACCCAUACGUAAAGACCUAUCUGUUACCAGACAAAGGCAAAAUGGGCAAGAAGAAAACACUCGUCGUGAAGAAGAGCUUGAAUCCUGUGUACAACGAGAUAUUGCGGUAUAAAGUUGAAAGGCAAGUUUUAAAGACACAGAAGCUGAACCUGUCCGUCUGGCAUCGGGAUACGUUUAAGCGCAACAGCUUCCUGGGGGAGGUGGAACUUGACUUGGAAACAUGGGACUGGGACAGCAAACAGAACAAGCAGCUGAAGUGGUACCCUCUCAAGAGGAAGACAGCACCGGUUGCCCUUGAGACAGAAAACAGAGGUGAAAUGAAGCUAGCUCUCCAAUAUGUUCCAGAGCCAAAUCCAGGCAAAAAGCCUCCUACAACUGGAGAAGUCCACAUCUGGGUGAAGGAAUGCCUUGAUUUGCCACUGCUGAGGGGGAGCCACCUAAAUUCUUUUGUUAAAUGUACCAUCCUUCCAGACACCAGUAGAAAAAGUCGACAGAAGACUAGAGCCGUAGGAAAGACCACCAACCCCAUCUUCAAUCACACCAUGGUGUAUGAUGGGUUCAGGCCUGAAGAUCUGAUGGAAGCCUGUGUUGAACUCACAGUCUGGGACCACUAUAAACUAACCAACCAGUUUCUGGGGGGUCUCCGGAUCGGCUUCGGAACAGGAAAAAGCUACGGGACUGAAGUGGACUGGAUGGAUUCUACUUCCGAGGAAGUUGCUCUCUGGGAGAAGAUGGCAAAUUCUCCCAACACUUGGGUUGAAGCUACGCUGCCCCUCAGGAUGCUUCUGAUUGCCAAGAUUUCCAAAUGACCCUACUCAGCCGAUUCCGCUGUCAGAAUCAGAUCCCAGGUGGAUCUGAGCUUGAGCGUUCUGACUCUGUGGACAGAUCUCCUCACCCCUUGUCACUAACGAAUACUAUGCAAACCUCCCCAAGUCAGCCUGCAUGCAUUUCUUUGGUUGCAUGGCUAACAGCGGACAGGAGCUAUGCCCAACGAGACGUGUGAAGCAACGUUCAAGCACGUAAUGGAACGAGCCAGGAAAAUCGAACUUUUGCUUCCGCACCAAAGAAAAAGCCACCCUUAAAGGUUCCACGCCCCAAUCUUGUGCGGCACUUCAGGCCUGCAAUUCGGUUAUUAAAAUGCUUGCUGGGCAUACAAAUAGGAAGAUUAUGGGCAAAGCGACAGAAAGAUUCUCCCGGGAUGGGGUGGAGAGAGGAAGAACAGCAGUGAUGACAAAGAACUUCAUAACCAGACAACUAUUUACUUGGAAACCUCUAAUAAGAUAUUGAGUUCCAUUUCAGAGCAGUAAGACUCACUUUCCUGCCCGUAAAUCUGCCUGGAGAAACCCCGCCCCCUUCUCAAUCUAAAUUGGACUUUGGUGCCACCUACUGGUUGCACAUGGAAUCCAGCUCGUGGCUUGUUUUGACUUAAUUUCUACUAAGGGAUGGCAAGUCUGUGUUUUAUAACAGUAUGCUAAAAUAUUGUGUAUAAUUGAUUGUUUUUCUUAUAAUUUUACGAUACGGAAACAGCAUCAAGGUAGUCACGGAUAUGCUUUGCUAGAAAUUUUAAUUAGAAUAUAAAUUGUCAAUUUUAUUGUACUUCCUAUGUAUUAUUUUCAUAAGGUAUUUUGUAAAAACCCUUAGAAUAAAUUAUCAUGAUUUAAAUUGUA
Molecule: messenger RNA, 5884 nt
Organism: Microtus ochrogaster (prairie vole)
Lineage: Eukaryota; Metazoa; Chordata; Mammalia; Rodentia; Cricetidae
Gene: Sytl2
Product: synaptotagmin like 2
Exons: 13
Coding region: 110-5026 (1638 amino acids)
Biological process (GO): intracellular protein transport; exocytosis
Cellular component (GO): plasma membrane; exocytic vesicle
Molecular function (GO): small GTPase binding; neurexin family protein binding
Source: RefSeq, a predicted model, not a curated record